This is a messenger RNA of Capsicum annuum, 1423 nucleotides long. RefSeq names its product peroxisome biogenesis protein 22. The record is from RefSeq and is a predicted model, not a curated record. Bases 270 to 1079 code for a protein of 269 amino acids. Gene Ontology annotation, biological process: peroxisome organization. The transcript is spliced from 8 exons. NCBI's taxonomy places the organism in Eukaryota, Viridiplantae, Streptophyta, Magnoliopsida, Solanales, Solanaceae.
GCCCUAUAUUCCGUCUAUAUAUAUUGUCAAUUUCAUAUUCAUCCCUCUCACUUUAGUUCGAUAAUAUCAAAACUUGGACUAACAAAGUCACGGUGGUUCAACCCAAAAAAAAAACAAAAACAAAGUCACGGUGGAGACCACCUUAAAGCUCGAUUAAUCUAUCACGGAAAAACUCAACCACCACAGCGCCGCCUGCCGCGGAGGGCUAAGAACCAAAUUUUGGGUGAAUUAAUUAUUAUUAUUAGUGCAUAAUAAUUACUAGAAAUAAGAUGGGUGAUUAUUCCAAAGACGAUUUCCUUCAGCUCGUCAAGCGAUUCGGCGCUUUUUUGACCGUCAAGAUUUCUAAUCUCUUACAUACACUGGAUUCAAGAUCUGUUGGGGCCAUAGCAGGUCUUGCAGUUGCUAUAGUUUUUACCUGGAGAGUGUGGAGAUCACCUAGUGCACCACAAAGGAGGAUUCCAAAGCGACAAGGUGCGACGCCUAGUAGUUCUGGUGUAAGCAAUCAUUCAAGUGCAAAUGCAGCAACUUCAGCAGUUAUCUCUACUUCCGAGGAUUCAAAUGCUCAAAAUGUUAUUGAUGAGUUCUUUCAGCCAGUAAAGCCAACACUUGGGCAAAUAGUUAGGCAAAGGCUGAGGGAAGGGAGGAAGGUGACAUGUAGGUUGCUUGGAGUGAUCCUAGAGGAAACUAGCCCAGAGGAACUUCAGCAACAAGCGACCGUGCGAUCCUCUGUACUUGAAGUAUUGCUCGAAAUCACCAAAUUUUGUGACCUUUAUCUCAUGGAAAGAGUUCUUGAUGACGAAAGUGAAAAAAAAGUCCUCCUGGCUUUAGAGAAUGCUGGAGUGUUUACCUCUGGAGGUCUGGUCAAAGACAAGGUUCUCUUUUGCAGCACUGAGAAUGGACGCACAUCCUUUGUUCGACAACUUGAACCUGAUUGGCACAUAGAUACAAAUCCAGAAAUCACUUUUCAGCUAGCGAGAUUCAUCAAAUAUCAGUUACACGUUUCGCCGACCAAGCCAGAAAGAACAGCAAUCAAUGUCUUCAACUCAAUAACAUUUGAGCAGUUCUUUGGAAAUGUUUAGAUCCAACCAACAAGAGCUCUAGCAAAUUUCGUUUAUUUUAGGUGUUUUUCGUCUUUUUUUCCCCUUUCUUUUUUGUUGUUGUUCCCUCCUUUCUUCUCUCUACUCUACUCCGGCAUGUGAAAAUCCUCAUUUGUUUCGACUCAUUUUUAUGGCUUUUCUUGGUAUGUGCUGCUUAAUAGUGUGAAACUAAGGGGCACUAAUUGGAAAGCACUGGCAUUCUCGAAACAAAUUCAUUUAUGUUGCUGCAACAUAGAUGAAUAUCACCUAUGUUGGAAAGCAUUAAGCACUGAUGUAUCAAUAUCACCUCUCUUUUCAAAUAUAGAUGUGAGAGUACCUUUGUAAUA